This is a messenger RNA of Cynara cardunculus var. scolymus (artichoke), 2701 nucleotides long. RefSeq lists its product as uncharacterized. The transcript is spliced from 8 exons. The record is from RefSeq and is a predicted model, not a curated record. The coding region runs from base 69 to 2543 and encodes 824 amino acids. Lineage: Eukaryota; Viridiplantae; Streptophyta; Magnoliopsida; Asterales; Asteraceae.
UCAAUUUUCUAGUAAACAAUAUCAUCCAUGCCUAAUUGCUUACUUGUCCUUUAGGACCAAAACAAAACAUGGAAACCUUGACAACACAUCAGGAAGAGUCGUUGGUUUCUGCUGACCAGAAUGAUGAUGUUAUUGAAGAUGAGGGCACUGAGAGCGAGACUGCCUUUCUAGAUGAUAGUCAUCUUGAAGACAAGACAGGUAGAGAUGACGAUUCUUAUUCACAUGAAAAAGAAAAUAAAACUAUGACUGAAAGUGAACUAGGCCAGAAUACUAACAAAGAGGAUGGGGAAGUGAUGAACAAUGUUUCCAUCCAACGAGAGUUUCAAGAGGAAUUACCAACUGAUGAAGUUCAAGGUGACUCUGUAGAAACACCUAAAUCCAAUGUCCAUGAUGAUUCGUUUGAUGCAUCAAACAUUGAGAAUUUGGAUGAUAGUCUUGUUGCUGAGAAGCUUGAAUCGAGUAAUAAGUUAACAGAGAAUCCCAUUGAUUUUAAUAUUAUAGAGUCCUCAGUCAUGGAUGUAAAGUCGGAAAAUCCUGACAUUGAUCACCAAGAGGUAGAUGCUGCAAUAAAUGGGUUAGAUAAAUCCACCUUACCAUCACCCUUGAUUACCCUUCUCGAUUCACAGAGUGAGCAGGUGGCUGAGAAAGUCUCCAUCAGCUCUCAAUCAGAUGUGAUCUUGGAGCCCCAGUUGGCUCACGAAGAGGAUAUAGAAUCUAUUAGCUCAAAAAAAGAUGAUUUUGGCAAUAGUAUGUUGUUCCCAGAAAGGGAAGUUUCAGGUGGUGGAUUGUCUAUUCCAGUUCCAGAAUCAGCAUUGCCUUAUACAUUUGCAAGUGAACAAAAUCAUAUUGAUCAUAAUGAUAACAUUAGGAGAACAAUUUUUGACUCGAUGGAUUUUGAAAAGCUUUCCUCUUCUGCUAGUGUACCUGCUCCAUCUCUACUUUCUCCAGCUUUACAGGCCGUCCCUGGGAAGGUGUUAGUUCCUGCUGUAGUUGAUCAAGUUCAGGGACAGGCAUUAGCAGCGUUGCAAGUAUUAAAGGUUAUUGAAAGUGAUGUUCAUCCUGGUGAUUUAUGUACUCGCCGUGAAUAUGCUCGAUGGUUGGUUUCUGCCAGCAGUGCUCUUUCAAGAAAUACUCUAUCCAAAGUGUACCCUGCAAUGUAUAUCGAGAAUGUAACCGAACUUGCAUUUGAUGACAUUACACCUGAAGAUCCUGAUUUCUCAUCCAUUCAAGGAUUAGCAGAAGCUGGACUCAUUGCCAGCAAGCUCUCCCGACAGGACAUGGAUAUUUCAAAUCAGGAUGAGUGCCCUCUGUACUUUGGUCCUCAAAGCCCUUUAUCUCGUCAGGAUCUUGUGAGCUGGAAAAUGUCCCUGGAAAAAAGACUGCUUCCUGUAGCUGACAGAACGAUCCUUCAACGACUUUCUGGUUUCAUAGACAUUGACAAGAUCAAUCCAGAUGCUUGGCCUGCACUCAUAGCAGACUUAUCAGCAGGAGAACAAGGAAUAGUAGGCCUUGCAUUUGGUUACACGAGGCUCUUUCAGCCAGAUAAGCCUGUGACGAAAUCUCAAGCUGCUAUUGCUCUAGCAACUGGUGAAGCUUCUGAUAUAGUUAGUGAGGAACUUGCACGCAUAGAAGCAGAAUCUAUGGCUGAGAAGGCUGUUGCUGCACAUAGUGCUCUUGUUGAUCAGGUGCAGAAAGAUGUUAAUACAUAUUUCGAGAAGGAUCUUUUGCUGGAAAGAGAAAAGAUAGUUGCUCUAGAGAAAAUAGCUGAAGAGACGAAGCAGGAAUUAGAACGGUUAAGAGCCGAACAAGUGGAACAGAACAUCAAGAUAAUGAAAGAUCGGGCAGCUGUUGAUUCACAAAUGGAAGUGCUUUCAAAGUUGCGGCAUGAAGCAGAAGAAGAGUUGCAGAGCAUUAUGAGUAACAAAGUAGAGAUAUCAUAUGAAAAAGAAAGGCUAAAGAAGCUCCGGACAGAUGCAGAAACCGAGAAUCAGGAGAUCUCACGGUUACAGUAUGAAUUAGAAGUUGAGCGAAAAGCCUUGGCCAUGGCCAGAUCUUGGGCUGAAGAUGAGGCAAAACGAGCAAGAGAGCAAGCAAAAGUCCUAGAGGAUGCUAGAGGCCGCUGGGAGAGCCAAGGCAUUAAGGUCAUUGUAGACAACGAUCUUCGUGAUGAGGCUAACGCUGGACCCACAUGGGUCAGUGGUCAGAACCAGUUUUCAAUCGAAGAAACCAAGAGCCGAGCUGAAAACCUGGUGGACAAACUGAAGGCAAUGGCAGCAGACGUUAAGGGAAAAUCCAGAGAGACAAUUGACAAGGUAAUCGAGAAGAUACUAUUUCUUAUAUCUCAAUUGAAGGAAAUGGCAUCCAAGGCGAUGAGGCAAAUGGGCGAAGUGAAAGAUGGGGCUGUGUCGAAAAUGAGCGGCUCGAUGCAAGAUUUGCAGCAAGGUUCGGUUGGGUUGGUUUCGGCGGCUAAAGAAGGCGCGAAGCGUGUUGCUGGCGAUUGCAGGGAAGGAGUUGAGAAAUUGACACAGAAGUUCAAGACAUGAUGAGUAGUAUGGUGGGUAUUUUUUGUUGUAAUUUUGUAAACCUCACUUGCUCUCCUUUUGUGACUCUGAAUAAUAAUGGUCUUGCAGCUGGUUGUAAGAUGUACUUCUGAAUAGUAUUUGCAGAUAUUGCUACAAUUUUGUGGAGAGAAAUUAAUAGC